This is a messenger RNA of Lolium rigidum, 2274 nucleotides long. Its product is annotated as putative AC transposase. The transcript has 3 exons. Gene Ontology annotation, molecular function: DNA binding; protein dimerization activity. Lineage: Eukaryota; Viridiplantae; Streptophyta; Magnoliopsida; Poales; Poaceae. The record is from RefSeq and is a predicted model, not a curated record. The coding region runs from base 7 to 2055 and encodes 682 amino acids.
ACCGGGAUGGCUGACAUGACUCCCCUGCCGGUCGCCGGCGACGGCAUGGAGGGGGGCAAGCCCAAGAAGAAGAAGACGAUGAAGUCCCUCUACCUCACCUUCUUCGAGACGGCGCCCGACGGCAAGAGCCGCGCCUGCACGCUCUGCGGCAAGAGCUACUGCCUCACCACCGCCACCGGGAAUCUGGGGAAGCAUCUGAACAACCGGCACCCCGGAUACGACCAGCUCGCCGAUCAAUUUCAAGGUGACCCUACCCAGAGCACCAUUGCCAGCAUGUUCGCGAGGAACAAGAAACAUCACCCUCCGAUGCGAGCUCGACCGCACGCGCAGCCGCAACAGCCUCAAGUCCAGGUUCAGGUUCAGGCCCAGGCGCAACCAAAAGUUCUUCGUGCGCAGCCUAAACCGAAGCCGGCUGUCGAUGUCGACUACGUCAACUGGUUGCUUCUCCGGUGGCUCAUCAGCUCCUCCUUUCCGCCCUCCGCCCUAGAGGACAGCGCGUUCGCUGACAGUUGCAGGUAUCUGAGCCCUGCCGUCAGGCUUUGGCCCAAGGAGAAGGCUCAGGAGAUCACCCUCCAGGUGUUCAAGAGCAUGAAGGAGGACGUCAAGGCGUCGCUGCAGCGUGUCCGGUCCCGGCUCUCCAUCGCGCUCGACUUCUGGACCUCUUACGAGCAGAUAGUGUACCUGUCUGUCAAGUGUCAAUGGAUUGAUGAAAGCUGGGUCUCGCAGAAAGUCCUGCUUGACGUGUGCCAGAUUCGGUACCAGUGCACCGGGGCCGAGGUUCUGCGUGUUCUGCUGACUGUCUUGCGGGAAUUUAACAUUGAUUUGAAGAUCCUUGCGUGCACACAUAAUAACAGCCAACAUGCGAUCCAUGCCUGUCACGAGCUCAGGCGGGAGCUCGAGUCCCGUAAGCUCCCCUUCUGCUACAUCCCCUGUGCUGCGAGGACGUUGGAGAUCAUCAUAGAAGAUGGCCUGAAACAUGUGAAGUCACUUUUGUACAAGACCCGUGCGUUUAUUCUCGAGACCAAUUCGAGCCCGGAGAUGAUGGAGGAUUUUAAGCACUGGGCUGAAGUUUACCAAGAGGGCUCGUGGAAACUCCCAUUUGAUCAUUCGAUAACUUGGAAUGGCAAUUAUAAUAUGCUUGAUGUAGUAAAGAAGGCCCCUAAUGCGAUGGAUAACACCAUCAAGAAAUUUGAAGACAUAUUUGGACCAAGGGACUGGGUUCUGAGCGCUGAGGAGAAGUCAGUGGUCAAUUCAUUGCACUCAUACCUUGAGCCAUUUUAUAAAACUACGACCAACCUUUGCACUUGCAAAUUACCAACAGUUGGCCUAGUGUUCUUCUUCAUGGACCAUGUCUUUGAGUUGAUCAAUAUUUGUCAUAACAGCAGCCACCAAAAAUUAUUUGAAAACAUUGCCAGAGACAUGUCCAAGACAGCUCUUGACUUCACAUCUCAAGCUUACAACAUCUACACCUUCACAGCUGCAAUUCUUGAUCCAAGGAUCAAAGGAGAGCUCAUCCCUGACGCCCUCAACUCCCCGAGCAACUUGGAGGAUGCAAGGGACCAUUUUGUGAGAGACUACAGCAGCAUCUUCCAAGCUGCUGGAAAUGGCUACAGCAUCCAAGACAGCGCUGAUGAUGGUGGAGCAUUCUCCUUUGCUGAAGAGAUUAUUCGUAAACGCCGCCGUGUGAGCAUGAGCACUGCCGCUGAUGAGCUUACUCAGUAUCUCGCCGAGCCCCCUGCACCAAUUUCCACUGAUGCUCUUGAAUGGUGGAGGGGGCACUCCUCCCGUUACCCACGGCUCUCUUUGAUGGCCCGUGAUUUCCUGGCAAUCCAAGGGACCUCAUUGGAUCCUGAAGAACUGUUCACAAGCAAAGGGGACAGUAUCCACAAGCAGCAGUACUGCCUUCCUCUCAGUAGCAUGCAGGCUACAAUGUGUAUAAAAUCAUGGAUGCAGAGUGGGUAUCAGUUCAAUUUUCAGUCGACCAUUAUUGAUUUCGAGAGAUUAAUCGAAUCUGCUACCGCUCCUGAUGCUGUAGAUGGUCUGGUUUCUUCUUGAUGAAUGAAGUGUUCGAAAUUCAGAGUUCUAGAUUAGUUCAGCGGCCUCUGUUAUAUUUGUCUUUGGUUCUCAUGUAAAUAGUUCAUUGACAGGUUUGUAGUGAUCUUCGCAUAUAGUCUCAUAGUCAAAACUAUAUGCCAAACAGCUUGUAAUUUUGGAAUCAUGACAUUUAAGAACCUUGGAGUCAUGGUAAUGAGGAGAAACAAUGCAAUUUAGGUU